Oncorhynchus tshawytscha (Chinook salmon) is the source of this 4019-nucleotide messenger RNA. RefSeq names its product kinesin-associated protein 3a (gene kifap3a). Gene Ontology annotation, cellular component: axoneme; kinesin II complex; ciliary transition zone. The transcript has 20 exons. Lineage: Eukaryota; Metazoa; Chordata; Actinopteri; Salmoniformes; Salmonidae. Gene Ontology annotation, biological process: microtubule-based movement; cilium organization. The record is from RefSeq and is a predicted model, not a curated record. Gene Ontology annotation, molecular function: kinesin binding. The coding region runs from base 150 to 2531 and encodes 793 amino acids.
UGCUGGGAAGGGAGUCUCACCCUAGCAACAGCAAGAUUAUAAACGAUGAGAGUUCUCAAUUUUAGCUAGGUAACUGUUUGACAAUUCAGACGUUUUGUUUACAUUUACAGUGAAAGAAAAUUAAAUGUGAGUUUUCCAUAAUUUCCGAAAUGGACAAACUGCAGGCAGAAGAUGCACGGUACUUGAAAAGGAAAGUAAAACGGGGGAGUUUGGAUGUCCACCCGACAGAGAAAGCCCUCGUUGUUCAGUAUGAGGUGGAGGCGACUAUCCUCGGCGAAAUGGGGGACCCGAUGGUUGGAGAACGCAAGGAGUGUCAGAAAAUCAUCCGCCUUAAAAGCUUAAACGCCAACACAGACAUCACCACCCUGGCUCGCAGGGUGGUGGAGGAAUGCAGGCUCAUUCAUCCAUCUAAACUUCCAGAGGUGGAACAACUGCUGUUCUACCUGCAGAACCGCAAGAAGCCAGACAAACAAGAGAAACAUUUGCCCAGAGACCUCACACCAUUUGAGGGGAUGGAGCUGGAUGAGGAGGCCAACAUCAACUGCAUAGAUGACUAUGUGGAGCUGCUGUAUGAAGACAUCCCAGAGAAGGUCAGGGGAGCCACCCUCAUUCUCCACCUCGCCUGCAACCCUGACAACCUGGAAGAGCUCCUGCAGAAUGAAACGGCCCUGGGAGCUCUGGCCAGAGUCCUGAGGGAGGACUGGAAACAGAGCGUUGACAUGGCAACUACCAUUAUCUACGUCUUCUUCUGCUUCUCCAGUUUCUCCCAGUUUCAUGGGCUAGUGACCCACUAUAAGAUCGGAGCCCUCUGUAUGAACAUCACUGAACACGAGCUGAAGAGGUACGACCUCUGGCAGGAUGAACUGCAGAAGAAGCAGAAGGCUUAUGAAGAGGACCCUGACAACCAGAAUGUGAAGAAGGAACAUGAGAAAGCCUUGAAGAAAUACCAGGGCCUCCUGAGCAAGCAGGAGCAGCUUCUACGAGUGGCUCUGUACCUGUUGUUAAACCUGGCUGAGGACACACGCACAGAGCUGAAAAUGAGGAACAAGAACAUCGUCCACAUGCUGGUGAAGACCCUGGACCGGGAGGACGAGGAGCUACUGGUGCUCGUGGUCUCCUUCCUCAAGAAACUCAGCAUCUUCCUGGAGAACAAGAACGACAUGGCAGAGACGCAUGCGGUGGAGAAACUGGCCAGGCUGCUGGCCUGUGAGCAUGAGAACCUACUGAACACUACCCUGCGUCUGCUCCUCAACCUCUCCUUUGACACAGGCCUCCGCAGCCAGAUGGUUCAGGCUGGACUCAUCCACAAACUCUCCUUAAUGCUAGCUGACGAGAAGCAGGGACAGCUGUGUAUGUGCAUUCUGUACCACAUCAGUGUGGAUGACCGAUUCAAGUCCAUGUUUGCCUACACAGACUGCAUACCACAGUUGAUGAAGAUGCUGUUUGAGUGUGGUGAGAGCCACAUGGAACCUGAGCUCAUCUCCUUCUGCAUCAACCUGGCUGCCAACAAGAGGAACGCACAGGUCAUCUGUGAAGGUAAUGGUCUGAAGAUGCUGAUGAAGAGGGGUCUGAAGUUAAAGGAUGUUCUUAUCAUGAAGAUGAUCAGGAACUUGUCACAACAUGACGGACCCACCAAGAACCUCUUCAUAGACUAUGUGGGUGACCUAGCGGCUCAGAUGGGAGCAGAGGAGAGGGAGGAGUAUGUGAUAGAGUGUCUGGGGACUCUGGCUAACCUCACCAUCCCUGACCUGGACUGGGAACUGGUGCUGAAGGAGUACAACCUGGUGCCCUACCUCAAAGACCACCUCAAACCAGGCUCGGCAGAGGAUGACCUUAUCCUAGAGGUGGUGAUCAUGAUAGGGACGGUGUCCAUGGACGACUCCUGUGCUGCCACAAUGGCCAAGUCUGGCAUCAUCCCUGCUCUCAUCGAGCUGCUCAACGCCCAACAGGAGGAUGACGAGUUUGUGUGUCAGAUUGUCUAUGUGUUGUACCAGAUGGUGGUCCACCAGGCCACCAGGGACGUCAUCAUCAAGGACACACAGGCUCCUGCCUACCUCAUUGACCUGAUGCACGACAAGAACGCUGAGAUACGGAAAGUCUGUAACAACACACUGGACAUCAUUGCUGAGUAUGAUAACGAGUGUGAGAGAAAGAUCCAGAGUGAGAAGUUCCGCUGGCACAACUCCCAGUGGUUAGAGAUGGUGGAGAACAGAGCCAUGGGAGACGACGGAGAACCCUUCAUGUUUGGAGACGAUGGAGAAGCAUUCAUGCACAAUGGAGACAUUCUAGAGAGACCCGACCUCUUCUACACCGCAGAUGGGAUCAUCCCAGCAGACGGUACCAUCAGCCCAGAGUUCUUCACAGACUACCAGAACGGAGACAUUGGCCAGGCUGGAGGCUUUCCCGGCAGUAUGAAUACGGAUAUGUUUGGGCAGUCGACGGUGACCCCUGGACAGCGCCCUGCCACGACCUACGGCACCCGGCCAGACGAGCAGUUCUUCUACAGCUACGCUGGUGCAGCUUCCAGAUGAACCAGGUUAACUUCACUCUACCACAGAGACUGACUGCAGCUAUGUCCCAUCUAGCCAGGUUAACUUCACUCUACCACAGAGACUGACUGCAGCUAUGUCCCAUCUAGCCAGGUUAACUUCACUAUACCACAGAGACUGACUGCAGCUAUGUCCCAUCUAGCCAGGUUAACUUCACUCUACCACAGAGACUGACUGCAGCUAUGUCCCAUCUAGCCAGGUUAACUUCACUAUACCACAGAGACUGACUGCAGCUAUGUCCCAUCUAGCCAGGUUAACUUCACUCUACCACAGAGACUGACUGCAGCUAUGUCCCAUCUAGCCAGGUUAACUUCACUAUACCACAGAGACUGACUGCAGCUAUGUCCCAUCUAGCCAGGUUAACUUCACUAUACCACAGAGACUGACUGCAGCUAUGUCCCAUCUAGCCAGGUUACCUUCACUAUACCACAGAGACUGACUGUAGCUAUGUCUCAUCUAGCCAGGUUACCUUCACUAUACCACAGAGACUGACUGCAGCUAUGUCUCAUCUAGCCAGGUUACCUUCACUAUACCACAGAGACUGACUGCAGCUAUGUCCCAUCUAGCCAGGUUAACUUCACUAUACCACAGAGACUGACUGCAGCUAUGUCCCAUCUAGCCAGGUUAACUUCACUAUACCACAGAGACUGACUGCAGCUAUGUCCCAUCUAGCCAGGUUAACUUCACUAUACCACAGAGACUGACUGCAGCUAUAUCUCAUAUAGCCAGGUUAACGUCACUAUACCACAGAGACUGACUGCAGCUAUGUCCCAUCUAGCCAGGUUACCUUCACUAUACCACAGAGACUGACUGUAGCUAUGUCUCAUCUAGCCAGGUUACCUUCACUAUACCACAGAGACUGACUGCAGCUAUGUCUCAUCUAGCCAGGUUACCUUCACUAUACCACAGAGACUGACUGCAGCUAUGUCUCAUCUAGCCAGGUUAACUUCACUAUACCACAGAGACUGACUGCAGCUAUAUCCCAUCUAGCCAAGUUAACUUCACUAUACCACAGAGACUGACUGUAGCUAUGUCCCAUCUAGCCAGCUAUGCUUUGUGGUCAUGAAGGAGUAUCAACACUCCUUCCUGUAUGUUCAACAGCACCUUGGUAUCUCAGCUGAUCCCUUCUAGUGCUGUAGUCCAAACUCUAGCAGUGAUGUUGUUGCUGUUUUGUUUAAUGAAAACAUUACAUCUUAAGCUACCUAAGUGAUGUUGUUGCUGUUUUAUUGAAUGAAAACUUCACAUCUUAAGCUACCUAAGUGAUGUUGUUGCUGUUUUAUUGAAUGAAAACAUCACAUCUUAAGCUACCUAAGUGAUGUUGCUGAAAAACAAUAUUUGCCAUUUUGUUUUUAGCUUUUAUUGUAAUAUUAUACAUCUCAAUGUUCACUACAAGUAUGUAUUUCUGUAGCAUAAUACAACAACACAAACUAAAAUGAAUUAACUGAAUUAUUAAAUUAUACAUUCAUGAUA